This is a messenger RNA of Syzygium oleosum, 1233 nucleotides long. Its product is annotated as GDSL esterase/lipase APG. Lineage: Eukaryota; Viridiplantae; Streptophyta; Magnoliopsida; Myrtales; Myrtaceae. The coding region runs from base 57 to 1127 and encodes 356 amino acids. The record is from RefSeq and is a predicted model, not a curated record. The transcript has 5 exons. Gene Ontology annotation, molecular function: hydrolase activity, acting on ester bonds. Gene Ontology annotation, cellular component: apoplast.
AGUUACUCUCUACAUAUGCUAAUUCAAGUGACUCAAAGGCUGUUUGCUCACUCAAGAUGGGGAUCAAAUGGGCAUUGUGCUUGACAUUGGCAGUGCUUGGAAUGGCAAGCAAUGCUGGGAAUGCACAGGACUCAGGUAGCACCACUCUGGUGCCAGCCAUCAUCACAUUUGGGGAUUCAGCUGUGGAUGUGGGCAACAACAACUACCUCCCAACCAUUUUCAAGGCCGAUUACCCUCCCUAUGGCAGGGACUUCACCAAUCAACAGCCCACUGGCAGAUUCUGCAAUGGCAAACUAGCCACUGACAUCACUGCCGAAUCUCUGGGAUUUAAGAAAUACCCUCCAGCAUAUCUAAGUCCAGAGGCAUCAGGGAAGAAUCUCCUGAUAGGAGCUAACUUUGCUUCAGCUGCAUCUGGUUAUGAUGAGAAAGCAGCCUACUUGAAUCACGCGAUCACACUACCUCAGCAACUUGAGUACUUCAAGGAGUACCAGGGGAAGCUAGCCAAGGUGGCCGGAAGCAAGCAAGCAGCAUCCAUCGUCAAGGAUGCGCUGUACCUACUGAGCGCGGGAAGCGGCGACUUUCUUCAGAAUUACUUUGUCAAUCCUUUCGUCAACAAGGUCUACACUCCGGACGAGUACGCGUCCAUCCUCGUCAGCUCAUUCUCGAGCUUCAUCAAGGGGUUAUAUGGCUUGGGAGCCAGGAAGAUUGGAGUGACCUCACUACCACCGCUGGGUUGUUUUCCUGUUGCAAUCACCCUGUUUGGGUCCCAUGAAAAUGGGUGUGUUGCUAGGAUCAAUGCCGCUGCUCUGGGAUUCAACAAGAAGAUUAACUCGGCAGCGGCAAGUCUAGAGAAGCAACUACCAGGAAUGAAGAUCGUGGUGUUCGACAUUUACAAGCCACUAUAUGACCUGAUCAAAUCUCCUUCUCAGAAUGGUUUUACAGAAGUGAGGAGAGGUUGCUGCGGAACAGGGACGAUUGAGACCACGGUAUUCUUGUGCAAUCCAAAGUCUCCAGGAACUUGUUCCAACGCCACCCAAUACAUUUUCUGGGACAGCGUUCAUCCAUCUCAAGCAGCCAAUCAAGUUCUCGCCGAUGCGUUGAUCGUGCAAGGCCUUUCCCUGAUAUAAAUAUAUUUGGUUUUCCUCACUGAAUAUGUUAUUACACUUCGAACUACGUUCUGUUCAGAAGUCCGCGUGAGGAAUAAAAUUCCCCCAAAAUCUAUGUUCAAUUUCA